AUGUUCUAUUGCUGCUGUUGUUGCAAGCAGCAAAGAGGAAGGAGAAAUGCUGAUGACACGACAAUGAUGACAUCUCAAGCUUUUGAAGAAGGCAGCAAAAAGAGUGGUGAUGUGAUAAGCAAGACGAGUGCCACACAGGGCACUGAGCUGAGAAUGUGGCUUGGGAUCGCAGUUCUAAUUCCUCUUGCUGUGUGUUUGGCUGUGGAGGAAGCAACCAUUGAUGAAGGAACCCCUUGCUCAAAGUACCAGCUAGCUUUCAACCAUUCAUGCUAUGAGUUUGUUAGACUCCAGCAUACCUUCACAAGUGCCCAGAGCUGGUGUGAGAGAGGAGGAGGGCACCUUGUCUUUAUUGAAAAUGAGGAAACUCAAGAGUUCCUGCAAAAACAUAUUGAUGAGGAUCAGGAAUGGUGGAUAGGACUGAUCUCAAACUCCUUGCUGAAUGGAACUACUGACGGGUCAAUGAUUUGGCUGGACACUUCAAAUAUAAGCUACAGUAACUGGUACAAGGAUCAGCCAUCUCCCUUCUCAUCCACAUGUGGGUACAUCCUGAAGAACGCCAAGUAUCAGUGGGGUGUGACUGAAAAUUGCAGCCAGGAAUUUGACUUCAUUUGCGAGUUUGAAUCUGGCCAGAGCAUUGCUUGUGAUAAUUACAAUGCCACUGUACAGUGUGGAUCAGGAGAAGUUAUUCAAAUUGGAGAGAGCUUCUAUGGACGGAAGACUCCUCACUACUGUGUAUCAGAGACUCCUCUCCAGUAUGAUACAGAUGAAGACUGUAGCUGGAUCAGUGUCAAAGACGAAGUAGCAGGCCAGUGUCAUGGUCUUCAGGCCUGCCAGGUGGCAGCAGAUGGCACUUUCUUUGGAGAUCCUUGUCCAGCUUCUGGAAGCUAUUUGUCUAUUCAGUACCACUGCAAGGAAGGUCUGCAGCUGGUUGUAACAGAUGUAUGCUUUGCCUUUGAAAAUAUCAUGGUCACUUUGAACUGGCUGCUCUUUCCAUACUCUGGCAAUCUUUCCUGUAUCAUUAGCACUGGAGAUGGCCACACUAUUGAUCCUUACUACCCUCUAACACUGGUCAGCAAUGUCACAUAUAGAUAUUCAUCUCCUGGAGAGUUUACUGUUUUUGUGGAAUGCACCACCAGUGAAUGGCAUGUGACGGCACAGAAGCGGGUGACUGUUCAAGAUAAGAUGGAUCAACUAAGCAUUACUGGGUGCUAUAGCCAGUAUGAAUCUGGGAACAGCUCUCACUGCCGUACACUGUAUGGGGAGUUGCUGUGGAUUCAGGUUGAACUCAAUGGAGGCAAUGGAGUGACCUACAUUAUAUUAGCAGAUAACAUGACACUCACUGAAUCCAGAGCAAAGGAAGGAAUUAUCCCUCACAAUCUGACACUCGACAGUGCCUCUCAAGAGCUGCUAGGCCCAGGGAUACAUCAGCUGGAAAUCCGAGCAUCCAGCAACACAACUGCAUCGGAUAUCUCUGAGAGUAUUGCUGUUCAGUUAAUUGAGCCAGUAUCUGGUCUUCAGGCUGCAUUAGCUUCUCACACUUUGCAGCUAGGGGAGAAUUUGGAGAUUAAUGUCUCUGUGUCUCAUGGUGCCCCAGAUAAGCUGAAGUUUGAGGUGAUUGGACCUAAUGAAACUCAUGCUCACAAAGAAGAUGGCCCUCAUGGGGAACCUCGAACGUACAUCAUUCCCGUGCACUCUGAAGGUACUUUCCUAGUGAAAGUGGUGGCCAUGAAUACCUUCUCAAACAUGAGUCUGGAUCUUGGGUUCAUCACGGUGUUGGCAAACAGUUCUCAUAAAAAAGAUUCUGCUAAGGAAGAAGGCAGCUCCAAAACAAAUACCCAAAAGACAAAUGAUCACAAAAGAAAAAACAAAAUAUAUAUUAAACCGAGUCGCCAUGUGGAUCCCUUCACAACUGUUACUCUUGGUUGGCCAGACAACAACAAUAAUUCCAGUUUUCUCUGGUCCUGUGGAGCUUGCUGGCCUGCGUGGAAUGAAUGUGUGCAGCAACAGAUAAUCCUAACCAACCAAACUGAGGUGCAAAUCCCACCUUCCUGCCUUCCUCCUCCAAAGUCAGCAGUGACUGUCAGGGUUACAGUCCGAAACCAUGGCAAUGAAGAGAGGCAGGACGAGCAAUGUCUCUAUGUGACGGCGAAACAAGAACUGCAACUGAAAAUCAGAUGUGAGGCAAACUGCAAGCCAGUGAAUGCUAGUGAUGAAGCUGUUUUGAGUGUCUCUGAACAGAAGGACUCCCAGGCCAUAUAUUAUAACUGGUAUUUAGAUAACACGUUCCAAACCAAGUCUCUGACCCUCCCUCUAGCCUGUGGCCUGACUGGUUUCCGGCAGAACUCUUUGAAUUUGCUUCAAAGCAACACAUCCGUGUUAAAAAUGAACAGCUCCUUCUUGCAGACACAGGGAGAAGCUUUUCAGAUUAAAGUAACAGCAAUGACUCAGCGUGGCUAUGGGGAGGAAACAUACCUUGUCAGCACCGUGCCUCCGCCCGAGAUCCCCAGUUGUGCCGUGUCUCCCAAGCAGGGAUCAGUGCUCACCACAUUCACAGUCUCCUGCAGUGCUCCUUGCUUGGCAGAUUCAUGCCAAUCUGGACAUAACAGCCAGCUCACAUACUGCUUCUAUCUGAGAUCAAAUUCUCUCCUGCACUGUGGCCCGGAUCCUGAACUCUUCCCAGUUUAUCUUCCACUUGGAGAAGAGGAAAAUAAUUUCAUUUUACAUAUGACAAUUACUGUUAGCAACAGUUAUGGUGAUACAGUUCAAACUAACGCUUCGGUGAAGGUUGGACAUGCAGAUAUGAUCGAUGGGAACCUGACCCUGCAGGCUAUUGUAUCUGAGAAGGCAAACACCAUCCUAAAAGAUGGGAACAACAGCAUGAGUCUUUUCCAGCUGUAUAAGUCAGUGACAUCAGUCCUUAAUCAGGACAUGCAAGAGGAAAGCUUUAACAUAUCUUUACAGACAGACACACGAAAAGAGCUCCGAGGGCUGAUGCUGACAACUCUCUCUGCUGUUAACGUAACAUCAGUGCAGACUGCUCUUAAGAUGUCAGAAGUACUGAAAGAAAUCACUUACAGGAGUGAAGAGCUGUCUGUCUCAGCACAGGUGGAAGCUAGCAACACUUUAAAAGAUGUCAGUGCUUCCUUGCUCACUGUAAACACAGAGGACAGCAGAGAUGAUCAGAAGCUAAAGGAUGCAGCCAACUAUCUAUUUAAUGCAGUGAGCAAUGUUCUUAAAGCUUCUGUAGAAAUCAGAGCUGCGAACACUUCAGUGCCAGAGGCAGAACAGAGUUCAAUGUCGCACCAGCUCCUGAAUACAGUUGAAAAUCUACAGAGUGCCCUUCUGUUUGGGAAAGAACCUGAUAAUGAACCAACAGUCCUUACCACUCCUUCUGCCACAAUGUAUAUACACAGAUUACAAACAGAAAACAUGGAUGGCACAUCCAUUAACAUCUCCAGUUCCAGCUCUGCCAGCUUUACUCUCCCACCUGCUUCCUCACUCAGUGUUUCAGGAGUUGAUGAUGAAACAGUGGAUAUAAGGAUGGUGAGCUUUGCCGUGAAUCCCUUUUUCUCCAGUGACACCAGUUUUGACAUCAGUGGAACAGUGGGAGGUCUAAGUCUUACUGGUCUGGAUGGCUUGAUCAUACCAGUCAGCAAUCUCAAAGAGAACAUUGAGAUAAUGUUACCAAGGCUUUCAGCAACUCAGGAAGAUAAGAUUAUGUUGAAUCUGGGCAAUUUUAGCACUUUCCAUGUCAAUGUUACCUCAGAAAACACAUCUAUAGUGAUCUACCUGGAAUCUGAACAUGACAUUCCACUAAUACUCUACUUAGGGUACGGUUAUCGCCCAAAUGAAACUAACUAUGAUAUGAAAAAUCAUCUGUUCUAUAAGAAAACUACUGGAGGUGAGACAAACACCUGGGUUCUUAGCCCAGAAGAACUCAUUUUUGGAGAGGGAACCUACUACUUCAUGGUUUUACAAGAUAUGGGAAUGGAUUCCGCAGUCUAUGACAGGCUAACUAUAGCAGUCACUUGCUUUGCAUCCCGCUGUGUAUUUUGGGAUGAGCACCAGGGGAACUGGAACAGCUAUGGAUGUCAUGUAGGACCAAAAACAAAUCCUAGAAGCACACAGUGCCUCUGCAACCAUCUGACCUUCUUUGGGAGCUCCUUCUUCGUCAUACCCAAUGCCAUAGAUGUUAGCAAAACUGCACAGCUAUUUAGUACAUUUGUGGACAACCCUGUGGUGGUGACAACUGUAGGCUGCAUCUUUCUGAUGUAUGUGCUUGUAGUUAUUUGGGCUCGAAGGAAAGACAUCCAGGAUGAUGCCAAAGUGAAAAUCACAGUACUGGAAGACAAUGACCCCUUUGCUCAGUAUCGUUAUCUUGUGACAGUUUUUACAGGACACCGCCGUGGGGCAGCCACAACCUCCAAGGUGACUCUCACCCUCUAUGGACUGGAAGGAGAGAGUGAGCCACACCAUCUAACUGAUCCUGAUACACCAGUCUUUGAACGUGGAGGAGUCGACGUUUUCCUACUCUGUACCUUCUUCCCUCUCGGGGAACUGCAGAGUAUUAGACUGUGGCAUGAUAAUUCAGGGGACAGUCCAUCCUGGUACGUGAAUCGAGUAUUGGUCCAUGAUCUGGCAUGGGAUCAGAAAUGGUACUUCCUCUGUAACUCUUGGCUAGCCAUUGAUAUUGGAGAAUGUGUCCUAGAUAAAGUGUUCCCAGUAGCUACAGAACAGGACAUGAAGCAGUUCAGCAAUCUGUUUUUCAUGAAGACCUCCAAGGGUUUCCAGGAUGGGCACAUCUGGUACUCGGUUUUCAGCCGCUCCCCACGAAGCUCCUUCACACGAGCCCAGCGUGUGUCAUGUUGCUUCUCACUGCUUCUCUGCACCAUGAUGACCAGCAUCAUGUUUUGGGGAGUGCCAAAGGAUCCAGCUGAGCAGAAAAUGGAUUUGGGUAAGAUUGAGUUCACAUGGCAAGAAGUGAUGAUUGGCUUUGAGAGCUCCCUCCUCAUGUUCCCCAUCAACCUGAUCAUUGUGCAGAUCUUCAGGAACAUACGAUCCCGGCCAGCCACGCAAGGGAGAGAGAAGAAGCCGGGAAAGAAUGGUCGAGUGUCCCCAAGCCUACCUCCCACCCCACAGGUCACCCAGGCUGUCUCACUCACUCCGGAGGCAGUGGUAAAGGAUAUAAGAAGAAUUGCCAACUCACUCUUUAAAGCCCUGAAGACUCCAUCUCUCACUUCAGUAUCAGAUCUUGGAAAAUCAACUAACAUCAACACACUUUUGGCAUUGAUUGAGGACAUCAUUUGCCAGCAGAACAGAGCUGGGCAAGAGUUUUAUGAUGAGAGCAAGAAGAAGGAUGACCCUAUAAUUGUCACACUAGGUGCUAUGGAUAUACAAGAAAAAACAAGAAGCCCAACUCCAGAGAAGGGAAUGUGUGAGCGACUGAAAUACAGUGAUUACAAUCGCUGCUUGUACAUGCAACUCCAGCAUGUAGAGAUGGAACUGGAAUUACUGGAGCCCCAUACAUUUCAGAUGCCUCAGAGUUACACACAAGCUGUUCGUCAGGUUCAGCAUAUGAAGAACCUCCUGGAGAACCGGAUCUGCUCAUCAGCGUCCAUCAGUGAGAGGUGGUCCCUUACUCCAGGCUUCUCCUGUGACGGCAAAAAAAGUUCUUCCAAAGGGCUGCCCUGGUGGUUUGUGUUCAUCGCUUGGUUCCUUGUUGCAGUCACCAGUGGUGUAGCUGGGUUCUUUACCAUGCUCUAUGGGCUGCAUUACGGCAAGGAGAACUCCAUCAAGUGGCUGAUCUCCAUGGCCAUCUCCUUCUUGGAAAGUCUUUUCAUCACACAGCCCUUAAAGGUGCUGGGAUUUGCUGCUUUCUUUGCUCUGGUUCUGAAGAAGGUGGAACAUGAGGAUGAAGAAAACACAGCUAUUGAUGGGCCUUUAUCUGCACCAGGUGAUUCAAAUCCUCUCUUUGGAGCCCGACGGGACAGUAGAAGCAAUAUUUACCAGCCACCUCCUGCUGCUGAUGUGGAGAAAAUGAAAAUCAGUUGCAUGAAGGAGCAGAAAGCAUUUGCCCUCAUCAGAGAAAUCCUGGCCUAUCUGGGAUUUUUAUGGAUGCUGUUACUGGUUGCCUAUGGGCAGAGAGAUCCCAAUUCCUACUACUUAAACAAACACAUUGAGAACAGCUUUACAGAUGGAUUCCACGAUGUUUACAGUUACCAGGAUUUUUUCACGUGGGCAAACACUACCUUAGUCAAAAAUCUUUAUGGAUCAUAUAAAGGAUUCAUUACAGAUGGCAAUUCCAAGCUGGUGGGUGGUGCUCGAAUUCGCCAAGUAAGAGUGAAAGGAAACACCUGCCCUAUUUCUCCCAAACUCCAGCGUGUGGUUCAGGAAUGCCAUGCUCCAUAUUCCCUGCAAACAGAAGAUACAUCAGUUUAUGGGGAACACUGGAAUACUUCAGUCUUUGAUAACUCCUCUGACUUGAGCUCAGCAUGGCAGUAUCAGAGUCAGUCCAAACUGAGAGGGCACGCCAGCUGGGGCAAACUUGCCAUCUACAGGGGAGGGGGAUAUGUGAUUCACCUGGGAACUGAUCCUAAGAAUGCCUCCAGAAUUCUCCAGUACCUUUUCAACAACGUCUGGCUAGACACCUUCACAAGAGCAGUGUUUGUUGAAUUUACAGUCUACAAUGCCAACGUGAACCUGUUCUGCAUUAUAAGCCUGAUGUUUGAAACCAAUGCUUUAGGGGCCUUCUUCACAAGCGCAGAGCUGCAAAGUGUCCGGCUUUACCCAUACACCAACAGUCUCCACAUCUUUGUUGUUGCAGCUGAAGUAAUUUAUUUCCUCUUUAUUGUGUACUACAUGAUAGUACAGGGAAAACUGAUGAAGACUCUGAGAUGGAGAUACUUCCACAGUAAGUGGAAUCUCCUGGAGAUAGCCAUUAUAUUGAUUAGCUGGAGUGCCCUGUCAGUGUUUGUGAAGCGGACAAUCCUUGGGACCCAAGACAUCAGCUACUACCAGGAACACAAAGAGGACUGUGUGAGCUUUAAUGAAACAGCAAGAGCUGAUGCAGUUCUUGGCUACCUGAUUGCAUUCCUAGUGCUUCUCUCCACAGUGAAACUGUGGCACCUCCUAAGGCUCAACCCUAAACUAAACAUGAUCACUUCAACUCUCAGGAGGGCAUGGGGUGAUAUCUCUGGAUUCAUCACUGUUAUUGCAAUCAUGUUCCUCGCCUAUUCCAUUGCUACAAACUUGAUAUUUGGCUGGAAGCUCUACUCUUACAAAACUCUCUUUGAUGCAGCAGAGACCAUGGUCAGUCUUCAGCUGGGAAUCUUCAACUAUGAGGAGGUCUUGGACUACAAUCCAAUUUUAGGCUCCUUCUUAAUUGGAUCCUGCAUAAUUUUCAUGACAUUUGUGGUACUGAAUCUGUUCAUUUCGGUGAUUCUGGUUGCUUUUAGUGAGGAGCAGAAGCACUACCAGGCUUCAGAAGAAGAAGAGAUUGUUGAUCUAAUGCUAAUGAAACUUUUCAGUUUCUUCGGCAUUAAAUGCAAGAAGGAAGAGAAGCCAGUCACUAAUGCUCAACUGAAAUAACCUGUCAACGAUUAAAUGACAACCACAACAACAAGUCACUUCGUGGGUGAAAGAUUUACUUUUUAACUAUCAGCUGCAGUGGCUAGACUUAGGUUAUUGUGGCUCCCGACGAAAACGCUGUGGCGUUCAACCAGUAAGCUGUUGCUGACAUGUUAUUUUGGAGUUAUUAGCUAAGAGAUAACGCUAAACCUAAGAUGAAGCGUCCCACGCGCACCUCCUGUAGUCUUAGCCUCUGUAUUUAAUAAACACCGAGCGUUUGUUGCACCGUCUGGCUAAAACCACUCUCUUUCCGCCAAGCAAGCGCC
This is a messenger RNA of Harpia harpyja (harpy eagle), 7892 nucleotides long. It is a transcript of the gene PKD1L2, whose product is annotated as polycystin 1 like 2. NCBI's taxonomy places the organism in Eukaryota, Metazoa, Chordata, Aves, Accipitriformes, Accipitridae. Gene Ontology annotation, molecular function: calcium channel activity; carbohydrate binding; protein binding. Gene Ontology annotation, cellular component: membrane. The transcript is spliced from 43 exons. The record is from RefSeq and is a predicted model, not a curated record. The coding region runs from base 1 to 7587 and encodes 2528 amino acids. Gene Ontology annotation, biological process: detection of mechanical stimulus.